GGGAUCGCCAAUUCAUUCCCGUAUUGGGAGCGAAUACGGAGUACUCAGAGGAGGGAACGGAAAAAGAAAAGGGAGAAGGGGGCAAAAAAAAAAAAGAAAAGAAGGAAAGAAAAGAAGAGAAGCGUCAUCUUAUACAGUCUGUGCUCGCUAGAUACUACCGGCAUUAACUAUCGCAUGGCGACCGCCCUCGACAGCCAACGACGCCCUUGCGCAUAUCGUACAAGCCGCCUCCAUUUAUAACGACUUCGUUCCAAUGGCCUACCACGUACACCGCGAUGAAUCCCCGUUCUUUGCCCAGACGGGGCAGGAGCUCAACCUCGACGAUAGCGAUCUCUACGAAGAAGAAGACGAAGAGGAGGAUCUGCGAUCCCAGGUUGGUGGCAGUUCGGAGACAUUCGAGAUGGUCAGCACUGCCAAAGGACGAGAGGACCAAUAUGCUAUAGGAGGAGGUCACAGCAGCGAGCGCCUUGUGGAAGGAGAUUAUGUGGAUGCCGGGCCGUCAACAUCAGCGGCAGCUGGGGGAAGCAGUCGUCUCAGCGCCAGCUCCGUGGAGAGCUUCCAGCUAUACACGCCAGACGAGGAAUUGACCGUAAGGCGCAAGUUUGACCGCAAGCUGGUGCUCUUUGUGGCGCUGCUGUACAUGCUGAGCUUCCUCGAUCGAUCCAACAUUGGCAACGCGCGCAUCGCCGGCAUGGAUGAAGACCUGCAGUCCGAUCCUCCUCGCGACAACUGGUACCAGUGGGCUCUCACGUCCUUCUACAUUGCGUAUAUCGCAUUCGAGUGGAUGUCCCUCUUGUGGAAACUUAUCCCUGCGCACAUCUACGUCUCUGUGCUGGUCAUGACGUGGGGAAUAACGGCUUCGCUACAAGCCGUUACUGUCUCGUAUCCGAUGCUCAUCACAUUGCGCGUUCUGCUGGGCAUAGGUGAGGCUGGGUUUACGGGUGUUCCAUUCUACUUGAGCUUCUUUUAUAAGAGACAAGAGUUAGCUUUCCGCACGGCCAUGUUCAUAUCCGCCGCACCCCUCGCGACAAGCUUUGCAUCGACGCUGGCAUGGGUUAUUGUCAAGAUCGGCCAGCUCAGCCCUAUCGCUCCCUGGCGUCUCCUAUUUCUCAUCGAGGGCUUCCCUUCGGUGAUUGUUUCAGUCAUCGCCUGGGGCGUCAUCCCAGACUCUCCCCAAACGGCCCACUACCUCACCCGGCGUGAGAAGAAGGUCGCCCGCCUUCGCCUCCGCCAUGAGAUCCCCUCAGCUUCUUCGUCAAAAGUAAACAAAAAACAGGCUGGUCUCAAGGCCCGAGAGAUCCUAUCCGUGCUCAGAGACCCCAUCGCCUGGAUCACGCCGGCCAUGUUUUUCCUCACCAACAUGGCCUACUCCUCCCUUCCCGUCUUUCUCCCCAAAAUCCUCACCGAGAUGGGCCACGAUAAUCUUACCGCCCAGGCCCUCAGUGCGCCUCCUUACCUCCUCGCCUUCAUCAUCGUCCUCUUUACGGCCCACAUGUCCGAUCGCCUCGCCACACGAACCACGCCCAUUGUCUUCCACGCCCUCUCCUCAUCUCUAGGCUAUACCAUCCUCGCCUUAUCCAAUACCCUCCACCUCCCCCCUUUCGUCCGCUACCUCGCAGUCUACCCCGCCGCCAUCGGCUUCUUCAACGUCGUCACCCUCGUCAUUGCCUGGAACAUCAACAACCAGGCCAGCCAGAGCCGUCAGGGCGGCGGCUUCGCCCUCAUGCAAGUCAUCGGCCAGUGUGGGCCCCUCAUCGGCACGCGUCUCUACCCCGACCGCGAUGCGCCGUAUUAUACUAACGGUAUGCGAACCUGCGCAGUAGCUAUGCUUGGUGUGGCCGUGUUGGCCGUGUUGCUCCGCUUCUAUCUGAAGCGUCAGAAUCGCAAAAUGGACGAAGCUGAAAAGGAGAGACAGGCAGACGGCUCUACCGUCGAGGAAGAGGGCUUGGUUGUGCCUGGCAAGAAGCGAAGAUAUGCAGACAAAUUUCGAUACAUGCUAUAAAGAUAGCAGAGUAAUUACUGGUUAGGUGGAUAGCAUAUGAUGUUGGUCAUUAGAAUUUGGAGUUGGUGGGAUUUUGAAUAAUUUUUCUCUUGGAUAUUACAAGCGUUAUGUAGACAGACAGCCUCUACACUCUUAGAAUGAGUAUAAUACCUAUUUUC
This is a messenger RNA of Trichoderma asperellum CBS 433.97, 2160 nucleotides long. RefSeq lists its product as uncharacterized. Gene Ontology annotation, molecular function: transmembrane transporter activity. Gene Ontology annotation, biological process: transmembrane transport. Gene Ontology annotation, cellular component: membrane. The record is from RefSeq and is a predicted model, not a curated record. NCBI's taxonomy places the organism in Eukaryota, Fungi, Ascomycota, Sordariomycetes, Hypocreales, Hypocreaceae.